Molecule: messenger RNA, 1218 nt
Organism: Larimichthys crocea (large yellow croaker)
Lineage: Eukaryota; Metazoa; Chordata; Actinopteri; Sciaenidae
Product: transmembrane protein 69
Exons: 3
Coding region: 420-1166 (248 amino acids)
Source: RefSeq, a predicted model, not a curated record
ACACCUGAUAUCCCCACGUGAUAUUUUUUUUUAAAUUAUCCGAGUACACGUUGUUGGUAUCGCGUAUAUUACGAGUUUGUUAUCUUGAAUAUAACUUAAUACCUCCCCCCUCCCGUCACCGUCAGCCAAACCAGUCGAUAUCAGAACAGGUCUCAUUCACUUAAAGCAGAUCAGCGGACAGGGCGUUUAAUCGAGUGACGAUACAUGGCAACCAGCAAACGACCUUAAGUUGAGCUAGUUAACGUUAGCUAACGUUGUGACUGUGUGUUUGCUGCGGGUGCAGCGGCCUCGGCGAAACGUUGAAUGACAGACAAUUAACGGGUAACGUUGGGCUGACUGUGUUUUAUCGGUUGUUUCAGUGUGACAGCUCUGUAUUGCGUCAGGUUGUGUGCUAACAGCACGUUAGCCCGGAAGUGAAGAUGAUUAGAUUUGCAUCUGGAAGACGUUUAAUUACUGGGGUUCCAGUAUGGACAUGUCUUCAGGACAUAUCCAGAGCACCAGGCCGCAUGGCUAAAGCCCAGCUGCUGUUCCACUCUCAAGCCUCUCCAGUGUUGAAGCCACACAGACUGACUCCCACCAACAGGUUGUUGAGCAUCAGGCCUGUGAGCUGGUCUGCAUCUCGUCUCUGCCACGGGGAUUCACAAAGCACCUCAGAGAGAGCUGACAGCAAAGGGGGUUUCAGUUUGAGGGCCCUCACCCAGGCUCCCAAACCAGCUUUGUACCUGGGUUUCUCUGGGCUUAUCCCGUUUUUAUCUGCACCUCUCCUGAUGGCUGCCACACAGUCCUUCUACCCCGAACUGGCAUAUGCUCAAAUGGUCUACGGAGCUUCUAUAGUCUCCUUUCUUGGAGGUGCCCGCUGGGGGUUUGCCAUCCCUGCUGGUAGUCCUGCUCAGCCUGACUGGAUGAACCUGGGCAACAGUGUGAUGCCUUCACUUCUGGCUUGGCUGGCACUGCUCUGCAGAGACAAUAUUGCAGAGGGGGCCUUGGUAGUUAUCAUGGGACUGGGUCUCUCACUGCACUAUGAUCUGACCCUGCUGCCUGGAUACCCCUCCUGGUUCAAAGCCAUGCGAACUAUCCUCACUCUGGUCGCCACCUUUUCAUUGGUGGCUACCCUGACGAUUAAAAAUUUCUGUUCUGAGAAGAAAAUCAAAGAGAUUCAGAAGUGAUUUUUUAAAGGACAGUUUGUGCUUUGAACUUAAUAAAAAUGUCAAAAAAUAA